GCAUGUUUAGAGUGUGUCGGAUGUGGACUUUGUGCCGAGGGAGUAGAUCAGAUGUAGUAACUCUUGUAUGGCUCGCAUCCACCAAGGAUGUGGAUCGUGUCAUUAGAUGUGCUUUUCGAAAAGUCUGCCGUCACAUUGAAGCAGUCGCGAUCACACGCAGUCAGAGCGUGGUGCCUGCAGGCUGGUAUAGCUUCAUGCCACGUGUAUUUAGCUUCAACAGCCACACGAUACGGUUUCAUCUCCUGCUCACCGAUAACAAACCGUCCCCAGGUACCACCCAUCAGUCACCUUCCAAGUUCGGACCAUCGGCGUUGAGGUUGCUGUCGCGUGUUUGUCCGUGAUCGCAAGUGUGUGGGCUGCCGCAGUUGGCUAUCACCCCCACCCCAGCCCACCAUGCCCUCCAGCGAGGAAGUCAAGCUGCUCGAGGGCGUCGCCGUGCGCCAGCACCGCUUCCGGCUCUCCGUGCCCGCCGCCAACGACGGCGAGCCACUGAGCACGGGCGGCAUGACAGGAACGGUGCGUGUGCCACCUCUCCCCUGGCAGGGCGCGCCGCGACGUGUCUCACGCCCGCAGAUCGUCCCCCCGUCGCACAGGGCCUCCCGGUACAAAGAGAAGUGCGUCGUGACGCGUGCGGUGCGGGAUGUCGCCGGGCUGACGAGCAGUGGUCGCGGUUGCUAGGUUUCACGCGCUGAGGGAGAAGUACACGCGGGUCACAGCUCAACGAGCUACAUUCGAGUCGGAGCUGGACGUCGCCAACGCCAAGCUCGCGAAACUGCAAGCAGAGAACGA
Messenger RNA from Mycena citricolor, 789 nucleotides. The record is from the annotation of a GenBank genome assembly. Lineage: Eukaryota; Fungi; Basidiomycota; Agaricomycetes; Agaricales; Mycenaceae.